UUAUUCACAAGCACUGCCCUGAAAGAAGCUAACCAAGAGUACCUACUAUUGCCCUUCAUGUUCUCCAUAGGGCAUUCCACAAUGUUACCAGGAAAGACUUUCAACAAAUAGUAAGAGAGACCAUUUCAUUCUAACAUUGCUUCUUUCUUUGAUUCUCAUCAGGUCUCCCACCAUCUUGGCUCAUGAAAGAUGUACAAACAUCAAGCCAAAAGAGUAAAAGCAGCUGCUGGGAAGAUGUGGCCUUCAAAUCUCUCCAAGAUCAGACAAUCUCUUAAAAAUGUUUACCAUAAAUUUAAUAAUCGGCACCCAGAUUCAACUAGAAAUCCAACUAUAACUUCCUAUGGUUCUGAUCAAGAUGAGAGUACUGAUGAAGAAAUGAGUGUUAUAGGAAUGCUCCAAGAUAUUAAAACUGCCCAAAUUGACCUCCUCAGGAAAAUGACUGACAUUGUCAGUGCAGUAUCAAAAUUCCAGGGAAAGACUGACAUUUAUCAGAAGCAGAUGGAGGUACUAGAAACCAGAAUAAAUGUUAAUGAAGACAAGCAAUGCACAACAACUAAAGAUAUCUUCUCUAUGAAAGAAAACAUUGAUGCUUUGAAGAAGAAGGUAACAGAACUGGAAAACCAGCAUUCUUCUUCCAGCAUAUAUUGUUCAGAAGUUCUAGAAGGAGAAAAGGGGAAAGAGGUCAUGGAACUACUUCACAAACUCAUACAACCACAAACUUUGGAGAGCACAUUGGCUUCUACAGAGUCUGAAAUCUCUUCAGCAGAACCAGAGAAAGUGCCUAGUUAUUCUGAUCCCACUGAUCAUCUUGAGGAAAAAACAAUUUCUCCCAAAAUUAAAAUUCUGAAGCAAAGUAACCAUAAAAAUGCAUUAAGAAGCUUUAAAAAGGCUAAGUCAAGCAUUUAUAUUUACCCAGACAUUAGUACAUGGAUCAAGCUAACUUUUGUCCACGGAGGAAAGUGGAGAUUUUUUCUCAGUGCUACCAAGUUAGAAGAAUUCAUCCAGUGGCUUCUUUCUAGGCCAACCAUCCCUCCUGAAGAACCACAACUCAUAACCCAGAGAUACUGUCCACUCACUGGGCCUAUUGUGAGCUUGACCACAAUCUGUCUCUCUGUUUUCAACUACAUUUACUGUCUCUUCGGUUUUGUAAAGGAGGAAAUAACUCGACUAUAGAGUUAUAUUCUGCUUUGCUUGGCACAAAAUAAAUGUAACCUCAUGGCUGUAAACAUUCACA
Molecule: messenger RNA, 1234 nt
Organism: Eptesicus fuscus (big brown bat)
Lineage: Eukaryota; Metazoa; Chordata; Mammalia; Chiroptera; Vespertilionidae
Gene: CCDC54
Product: coiled-coil domain containing 54
Exons: 1
Coding region: 190-1173 (327 amino acids)
Source: RefSeq, a predicted model, not a curated record